AUGAUGUGGACAACGGAAAAGCUGCGUCAGUCUUUUCUAAACUAUUUCGCUUCUAAGUCGCACAAGAUUGUGAAUUCGAGUUCUGUAGUUCCUUAUGAGGACGACACGUUACUUUUCACAAACAGUGGGAUGGUUCAGUUCAAAAAGAACUUGCUUGGAGAAAAAAAAGAUCUCCGCCGGGCCUGUAGUGUGCAGAGGUGCAUCAGAGCAGGAGGAAAGCACAAUGACCUGGAUGAUGUGGGAAAGGACACGUACCAUCACACAUAUUUUGAGAUGAUGGGGAAUUGGUCGUUUGGAGACUACUUCAAAGAGGAGGGCAUAGGAUUUGCCUGGGAGUUUCUGGUUGAGGUUCUCAAAUUAGACACAGACAGACUAUAUGUCACCUACUACGACGAGCUGGACAAGGAAAGUGGAAGAAUAUGGCGCAAGUAUCUUCCCCCCUCCAGGAUCAUUGCAGCGUCGUACAAAGACAAUUUUUGGGAGAUGGGGGAUACGGGUCCGUGUGGGCCCUGCACAGAGAUACACUAUGACAGAAUUGGGUCUAGGGAUGCUUCUAGACUGGUGAACAAGGACGACCCCAAUGUCAUUGAAAUCUGGAACAUUGUGUUUAUAGAAUACAACAGAACUACUUCUGGCCUUGCUCCUCUUGAAAGAAAGUGUAUAGACACAGGAAUAGGACUUGAGAGACUCCUGAGUAUACUUAUGGACGUCAAAUCCAACUAUCUAAUAGACAGCUUCUCCACGAUAAUUAAGGCUAUGGAAAGCCACUGCAGCUUCAAGUAUAACGACAAGGCGGAGAGCACUGACGUUGCCUUCAGAGUUGUGGCAGAUCACUGCAGAACCAUAGCUGUUUGUGUAUACGACAAGGUUGACUUCAGCAAUGACGGGGUGGGAUAUGUGUUGAGGAGAAUCUUGAGGAGAGCGGUUAGAUAUGCACACGAAGUUCUUGGCCUGAAGGAGGGGGUUCUUGGGGAGUUAGUAGUGGUUGCGGCACAUGCAAUAGGAAUAGAACUGGAGUCAGUUGAGUGUGUGAAUAAGGAAGAACUCCUAUUUAUGAGGACUUUAAAGAAAGGAAUUGAAAGAUUCAACAGGCUCGCUGAGAGUAGCAAUAAAAUAAGCGGGGAAGACUUGUUUUUGCUGUAUGACACGUAUGGAUUUCCUGUAGACUUGACCGAGCUAAUGGCCGUAGAGAGAAAUAUCGAGAUUGAUUAUACAAAUUUUGAAAGCUGCAGGCAGAGAGCAAUUGAGGCCAGUAAGAAGUCCAAAGGAACGAAGCUAAAUAUUGACAUUGGGAUGUGUUCCAAAUUUCCACCUACGGACGACUCUUUUAAAUAUGAAAGAAACGGCGUGAGUGCCAUGUUUCUUUUUGCCGUCGCAGGGGAAGAUGUCAUUACCGAGCCCUGCAAGAUACCCAAAGGGAUAGAGCUUGGGAUUGUAUUUGACAAGACAUGUUUCUAUGCAGAGUGCGGAGGCCAGGUUGGAGAUACCGGAAAAAUUAUUUUCAGAGACGAUUCGGGGGAUACAGGUGUAUUCAAUGUUACUGAUACACAGGCAAUCUUGGGAUUCGUUGUUCAUAAGGGGGCUCUAGAUGGAAGUGCAUCGCACCAGGCACUGCAGAUGUAUGACUACGAACUAAGAAGAAGGAUAAUGAGAAAUCACACCGGAACGCAUCUGCUGAACUUCUUUCUCCGCACGGUGAUCAAGACACAGCAACGCGGAAGUCUUGUUGACCCGGAUAAGCUUAGAUUUGAUUUUGAAGGGAGGAAGCUAACAAACGAGGAGCUGGAAGAUGUGGAAAGAAAAAUCAAUGAUUUUAUUAAGAAAGGUGCAGAGGUCAAAGCCGUGAUCUUGGACAGGAGGCAGGCUAUGGACAAUCCCAAUAUUGUCCGGAUGCAAAAUGAAGAGUACCCUGAAAACGUGAGGAUUAUAACUAUGCAGAGUGACGGGCUGAUUAUUCAAGAAAUGUGUGGAGGAACACAUGUAACAAAUGUUUCUGACAUAGGAAAGUUCAGGAUUGUGAGCGAGACAGGAGUGUCUGCUAAUACACGAAGGAUAGUCGGUGUAACUGGAAAGAAAGCCCAUGAGCUCGAUGCAGAAGCGGAACUUUGUUUGAGCAAGCUCAGCAUGGGGAAUGUGGUCAAUGUUGACAAGGCAAUCCCUCUGUUCUAUAGGCAAAAAAUUGAAGUGCUGAACCAGAGGAACAGAAAGAAGGACGAAGAACUCAGCAAGGCCCAAUAUUUCAAGAACAAGAAGGAAUUUCUGGAGCUUCUAGCAAAGGCCAAAAAUGCUUCUGAUUCCAACGAGCAGAUUACAAUCUACUACUAUCAACCAACUGAGUCCUGCACCAGAAAGGAUCUGGGGAGAUGCAUAGGGUUGCUCUCCGGGGAGGGAUUGAAAGGUGGUGUCCAGUGCUUUGUUUAUACAUUUGUUGGCGAAGAAUCCCUGGUGGCUGCGAAUGUGUCUGACAGCGAGUCUUUGAUAAGCAGGGCCAUUUCAAAGUUUCCAAAAGCCCAUCUAAGGAUCAGUAAGAACAUGGUCCAUGGAAGUAUCCACUCGAAGAUAACUCAGGAAGAUGUCAAAUAUCUGCUUACCUGA
Molecule: messenger RNA, 2595 nt
Organism: Encephalitozoon cuniculi GB-M1
Lineage: Eukaryota; Fungi; Microsporidia; Unikaryonidae
Exons: 1
Coding region: 1-2595 (864 amino acids)
Biological process (GO): alanyl-tRNA aminoacylation; tRNA modification
Cellular component (GO): cytoplasm
Molecular function (GO): aminoacyl-tRNA deacylase activity; ATP binding; nucleic acid binding
Source: RefSeq, marked provisional